Molecule: messenger RNA, 1966 nt
Organism: Glossina fuscipes
Lineage: Eukaryota; Metazoa; Arthropoda; Insecta; Diptera; Glossinidae
Gene: CCT5
Product: T-complex protein 1 subunit epsilon
Exons: 4
Coding region: 147-1772 (541 amino acids)
Biological process (GO): protein folding
Cellular component (GO): chaperonin-containing T-complex
Molecular function (GO): ATP binding; ATP-dependent protein folding chaperone; ATP hydrolysis activity
Source: RefSeq, a predicted model, not a curated record
UUCACGUCUUGCGAAUUCAUCCAGUUUAUACGUUUGUGUCGUAGAAGUUGGCCACACUGUUUUCAAUAGACAUUCGCGGAAGAAUAUUUAUUGAAGAAUAAUCUGGAAAAAUCUUAAGAAUCUUUUAAUAAUUAACAAAAGUAAAAAUGAGUGCUUUUCCGGGUACCUUUGCUUUUGAUGAAUAUGGUCGUCCUUUUAUUAUUUUACGGGAGCAAGAAAAACAAAAGCGCAUAACCGGCACCGAUGCAAUUAAGAGCCAUAUUCUCGCUGCCCGUCAAAUUGCCUCUACUUUGAAAACAUCUCUGGGCCCCAAAGGCUUAGAUAAAAUUAUGGUCAGUGGUGAUGGCGAUGUUACAGUUACUAAUGACGGUGCCACCAUUAUGAAAAUGAUGGAAGUAGAUCACGAAAUUGGUAAAUUAAUGGUACAACUAUCACAAUCACAAGAUGAUGAGAUCGGAGAUGGAACUACGGGCGUGGUGGUGUUAGCCGGUGCUUUAUUGGAACAAGCUGAGGGUCUAAUUGAUCGAGGCAUUCAUCCCAUACGUAUUGCAGAUGGUUUCGAGUUAGCUGCUCAGUGCGCUGUCAAGCAGUUGGAAGCUAUUGCUGUGCCCUUCCCAAUUGAUCCACAAAACAAAGAGCCUUUGAUACAGAUAGCCAUGACUACAUUGGGUAGUAAGAUUGUCAAUAAAUGUCAUCGCCAAAUGGCGGAGAUGGCUGUGGAUGCUGUUCUUAAUGUGGCGGAUAUUGAGAAGAAAGAUGUCAACUUUGAAUUGAUUAAGAUCGAGACUAAAGUUGGUGGCCGCAUGGAAGAUAGCGUCUUGGUGAAGGGCGUUGUCGUCGAUAAAACUAUGAGUCAUGCUCAGAUGCCGAAGACAUUACGUGACGUUAAGUUAGCUAUAUUAACUUGCCCAUUCGAACCACCCAAACCGAAGACUAAACAUAAGUUGGAUGUAACAUCUGCUGAGGAUUAUCGCGCUUUGCGCGAAUAUGAGCAAGAGAAAUUUGUGGAAAUGGUUAAAAUGGUUAAAGAUGCUGGAGCUACUUUGGCCAUUUGCCAGUGGGGCUUUGAUGAUGAAGCCAAUCAUUUAUUAUUGCAACAUGAACUACCGGCUGUGCGCUGGGUGGGUGGACCGGAAAUUGAAUUGAUUGCUAUUGCCACGGGAGGUCGAAUUGUGCCACGGUUUGAGGAAUUGACAGCAGAUAAAUUGGGGUCGGCCGGCUUGGUUAGAGAAAUUUCUUUUGGCACUUCAAAAGACAAAAUGUUGAUAAUUGAAGAAUGUCUCAACUCGAAAGCUGUUACUAUAUUAUUACGAGGAGGAAAUGCCAUGAUAACAGCUGAAGCCAAACGUUCCAUUCAUGAUGCUCUCUGCGUCGUCCGCUCUUUGGUUAAAGAUUCACGGAUUGUUUAUGGUGGUGGUGCUUCCGAAAUUAGUUGCUCUUUAGCAGUAGCUAAGGAAGCUGACCAACUGUCUACCUUAGAACAGUAUGCUUUCCGCUCUUUCGCUGUUGCUUUAGAAAGUAUACCUUUAGCUUUGGCUGAGAAUAGCGGUUUGCAUCCUAUUGAAACUCUAUCGGAAUUGAAGUCUCGCCAGGUAGCUGAGAAUUGCCCCAAUUUAGGUGUGGAUUGUAUGUUAACUGGCGAUUCGGACAUGAAGAAACAUAAUGUUGUGGAAUCAUUGCAUUCCAAAAAGCAGCAAAUUUUAUUGGCAACUCAGCUAGUGAAAAUGAUACUCAAAAUUGAUGAUGUGCGAUCCAAGAAUCGGAGCGAUUAAAUUUCAGUUGCGAAAUAUCAAUUCUAUUGUGUAACAUUUUCCCCUCAUUUAUGUACUUUGUUAAAGUCGACAUCAUUAAUGUUUCAUUAAUCUAGUUUGUUUUUUUUUUUUUUUUUUUUUUUUUUGAACUCCAUUCAAAUAUCAAAACGCAACUACACGCAUAAUAAAAACGAAUAAACAUACGCCAAUAAAAA